AUGAACAAAUGGAGAAACCAAGAUUUCGGAUCGAGAUUAGGGGAUCUGGUGAAGAUUCGCUGGCCUCGGUCAACAUGCAUCCAGCAAGAAUGGGCGGGACGCUGGAGACCCGAGGGAACUUGCAUUCUUCAGCGAUGCAUCUCCAGUGGGAUAAAUACGAGGGCAAUGCAAUCAUCCGCUGCAGAAGCUGCCAACACCCCCGGACAUGCGAAUUCAUCCCAUUCUAUUCGCAAAGUUGGGGCAUCUAGUUUCCUCUCCUGCAAUCCGCUUGAGAACUACAGCUUUGGCCCAAAAAUUGAGGAGAGUGUUGGAGUCCUGAUUAAAAUUGUCAUGUUUUUGGGUUUUUCGACAAUGGAUUUCGUGCCGCUGAAUAGCUCUCUCAGUUCCGCAAGCGAGAGCAAGAUGCGUCUAUUGGGGACAUAG
This is a messenger RNA of Histoplasma capsulatum G186AR, 423 nucleotides long. RefSeq lists its product as uncharacterized. The coding region runs from base 1 to 423 and encodes 140 amino acids. The transcript is spliced from 4 exons. NCBI's taxonomy places the organism in Eukaryota, Fungi, Ascomycota, Eurotiomycetes, Onygenales, Ajellomycetaceae. The record is from RefSeq and is a predicted model, not a curated record.